Molecule: messenger RNA, 1336 nt
Organism: Ceratina calcarata
Lineage: Eukaryota; Metazoa; Arthropoda; Insecta; Hymenoptera; Apidae
Product: putative Golgi apparatus membrane protein-like protein CG5021
Exons: 5
Coding region: 601-1221 (206 amino acids)
Biological process (GO): vesicle-mediated transport; protein secretion
Cellular component (GO): Golgi membrane
Source: RefSeq, a predicted model, not a curated record
GAUGUUUAAUAUCAGUCGCAUGCGUCGACCGAGCCGGGAGAGAGACAGUUGCGCUGUCUCGCUGCGCGGAGUGUUUGAGUGGAGAAAGGCAUGCCGCGUUUUUAGUUCAGGGAGAAAGAACGAUACUGUUCCGAAACCUUAUUUUGUUAUGUGAAUCACUUCUAACUUUCCACUGUUUAAUGAUCGCUACUUUGAUAUACUAUCUACUUUGUCCAGAUUAUUUAUUGUUAUUAGAAUGCCAGUUGACCACCGGACAAAACUUUUCCUGUUGCGUCAGUAUCUAUAGUGACUGCACACUCGAUGUGUUAAUAUGGCGUCCGCGUCGGUAAGUGUAUACAUCAUCUUAAAUUCAUUCGAUUUUUACGCAUAGACGCCAAGUAUUCUUUUGUUCGCUGGUAUGCUUUAAAUCGUGAUAAAACGGUCGCCUUAAACUACACAUAAAUUGACGUCAACCGCGUCGGAGGAAUCGUUUACUGACAUUUGUCGUGCAUCACCAAUGUUAGGCUUUUCUCUUAGCAUCGCGGUUGCGGUUUCUCACGUAUGACACGUUGCUUCAAUAUUUAAAUCAGUUGUAAUGUCGUUAAUCAGGUUCCCUUACUAAUGGAUGAUGACACGAUUGCUUUCGGGGAAGAGGAUGAGGCUCAGAAUAGCAACAGACUUAAACAUCCAUACGUUACCCUGUUUCACUUAGCCUUCAGAGUAGCAGCGAUAGUAUCUUAUAUGUUAUGCGGGUGGUUUUCGAAUAGUUUCAUAACUAGCUUCGUACUUGUGGUAUUACUUUUGUCUAUGGACUUCUGGACUGUGAAAAACAUUACUGGCAGGCUGAUGGUCGGUCUUCGAUGGUGGAACUAUGUGGACGACAAUGGGAAAAGUCACUGGAUAUUUGAAUCUAAAAAGGGUGCUCAACAGAAUCGCAUCAACACCACAGAGGCUCGUAUCUUCUGGUUAGCAUUGAUACUCUGUCCAUUAUUAUGGUCAGUCUUUUUUGUAGUCGCUCUGUUUAGCCUAAAAUUUAAGUGGCUGCUUCUUGUCUGCAUCGCGAUUGUUUUGAACGGUGCGAAUUUAUACGGAUACGUCAAAUGUAAAAUGGGAAACGACCAAAACAUUUCCGCAGCCACUAGUGAUUUUUUGAGGAAACAAGUCAUGCAAAAUGUCGCGUCGAUGAUGAGCAGAGCUCCUCCUCCUAGUAAUCCAAAUCAACAGCCAACGAAUGUGAUAUAAAAACGGGAGACGUUUCCAACUCUGAUGUUAUUUAAGCACAAUUCAAUUUGUAUAUAAUUAUGUAUAUCGAUAACUGACUUGUAUAUGUUCUGAAUAAAAGGAAAUUGCUACGGAA